This is a messenger RNA of Sinocyclocheilus anshuiensis, 2489 nucleotides long. RefSeq lists its product as uncharacterized. NCBI's taxonomy places the organism in Eukaryota, Metazoa, Chordata, Actinopteri, Cypriniformes, Cyprinidae. The coding region runs from base 89 to 1990 and encodes 633 amino acids. Gene Ontology annotation, biological process: regulation of glutamate receptor signaling pathway; regulation of postsynaptic membrane neurotransmitter receptor levels. The record is from RefSeq and is a predicted model, not a curated record. The transcript has 11 exons.
AUCAUUGAUCCCAAACUCCCAGAACAACUCAGACACGGGUAACAAAAACUGCAGGAUUAACAGAUAUAUAAGCUCAUAAACGUAACUCAUGAGGAGCAAUUUGAUCUUUGUGGCUAUCCUGGGGAUAGCAUGCAUGAUGAUUGGAGUCAAUGGGAACAAUACAACGAGCAGUAGCAACUCCAUAGGCAGCUGGAUAUCUUCUAACAUGACCACCAACCUGACCCAGACACUCCCUCCCAACAUAACCACCAACCUGAACCAAACAAGCCUUGCCAACAUAACCAACAUCCUGCCCCAAACACAGCCUCCCAACAUAACCACCAACUCGCCCCAAACACAGCCUCCCAACAUAACCACCAACCUGAACCAAACAAGCCUUGCCAACAUAACCAACAUCCUGCCCCAAACACAGCCUCCCAACAUAACCACCAACCUGACCCAAACACAGCCUCCCAACAUAACCACCAACUCGACCCAAACACAGCCUCCCAACAUAACCACCAACUCGACCCAAACACAGCCUCCCAACAUAACCACCAACUCGACCCAAACACAGCCUCCCAACAUAACCACCAACCUGAACCAAACAAGCCCUGCCAACAUCACCGCAAACCCGACCCAGUCAGGCCCCCUCACUGUAACAAACAUUAUAAAAACGUCAAGUUCUAAUACUCAAUCAAUAGAAAUCACUGGCAGGGAUAACUGCAAGAGGGAUAGAGCAUGUUUCUCUGCUCCACCUUCCUGUAAUCCAAGUGCACAAGGUUCCUGCUAUUUCCUCUCUACAAGAGGAGUAGGUGGAAAUGCAGAUAAUUUUACUUUUGAGAUCAGUGGUGAGACAGAUGGUUACAUCGGAGCAGGCCUCUCUCGAGACAAGCGUGGUCAAGGAGCCACUGUCUAUUCUUGUGCCAAAGUCAAUAGUGAACUGAGGUUUUUCCGUUCCACACUGAACAAUCAAAUACUGACUCAGGAUAACACAUUCAUCCCUGGAAGUUUCCGUGGUUCGAUGAAUGGAAGAAAGAUUCAGUGCAUUUUCACUGCUGCAGGUCUCAGCAACAAUGCCCGUGCUGCAGCCACAGACAAUUUUGUCUUAUUUUUAACAGGAAGCGUCUCAAAUGGUUCUCUGGAUUCUCCAGUCACUAGACUGGCCACAAAUGGGUCAGUGGACUUAAGCAACCCUAACAGCACAGAUGUUACAGUAAUAACACCCAGUAUAGAUGCCACCACUACAGCCCCAAACAGCACUGCAUCUACUGCCACUGCAGCAUUAAACACCACUGCAUCUACUGCGUCUGGAGUAUCUACAGCUAAUAAUGGUACAGCAAAUGACAAGGUCACCAAAGACAACUGUAAGAAGGACAGGGCAUGUUUCUCCACUCCAGCCAACUGUGAUCCAUCCAGCUCAAGUAGCUGCUUUUUUGCCUCCACAAGAGGGGUGAACGGAGACUCCGACAAUCUCACUUUUGAGCUCAGCGGGGAUGCAAAUGGUUACAUUGCAGUUGGCCUGUCUCGAGACAAGAAGGAGGGUGAUAAUGACACCGUCUAUUCUUGUGCCAACAACAAUGGUGUGGCGAAGUUCAUCCGUGCAACACUGAAUAAUACCAUUCUGACUCCGGAUAAUACCUUUAACCCCAGAUCCUUCCGUGGCUCUGUGAGCGGCACUAGGAUUCAGUGCAUUUUUGUAGCUGCGGGCCUCAGCAGAAUCAUCCGUGCAGCAAACACAGAUACUUUCCUCUAUUUCUUCACUGGCAACUAUGCAAACGGCACUCUGGGGUCGCCAGUCACACGAAUGUCUACAAAUUCAUCGGUUGAUCUAACGAGCACUAACAGCUCAGAUGUUGUCAUAAUAACACCCACUACAAAUACUACCACUACUACGGUUUCUACUACAGCAAAACCUGCUACUACAGCAGGGAGCAAUGCACUGCAUCAUGCUGCAUCUCAGGCUGCUCUGGUAAUUCUCUCAGGGAUCCUUGCAGUCCUCCUGUUGUAAGGAUGCUGCCAACACGUCAUUUGCUUUCUGAAAUUGGUCGAUGAGCACUGAACGCUUGAUGAACCCAACACUAAAGUAUAUGUAAUUCAGCAUAUUUAUAACUGUGCAAUGUUGUGACUCUGGGAACAAUGAGGAAAGGAGCUGCAAAUAUGGGGAAGAGGGCAAUACAUCAUUUAUUUUAUCUGUGUGUAUGUGUGAGAGAGGUUGUGUUUGAGUGUGUUUUGUGAGCAUUAGUGUUUGCAUUCUACUAAUGUACUGCUACUUAAAAUCAGGCUCCUGCACAGAGAGGGCUGAUACAAAUUAGUGUAAUUGGUCUAUUGAUUUAAUUGUGCAAGUGUGAUGCCACGUGGCUGAAAUGAUCAAAGAUAAUUAUUUUUAGAUGUCUUAAUUUAUUUUGCAACUGUUGCCUCAAACCUGUAGUUGCCUGUAACUUUUAAAUAAAGUCACAUGUAUAUUUUUUUUGAAGAAAAAGAUGUAUAAUAAAAUGUUUAUGUAAACA